UCAUGUUGCCCAAGUAACGAGAUUUCCUAUCCCUAUGGUUACCUGGUCCCGGGCUGAAACAGACACAACAUUCCCGGUAUCUGGGCUCGUGCUUUGAUUUCCGCCUCUGCAGAAUAUCAUUCUUCUUCCACGUUUUUACAAAGCCCAGUGAACGAAAUGGCACAUUCUUUCGGAGACUAUUACGGUAACAUAUUCGAAGACAAACUGAUCCAAAUGUCGAUCCAAGACAAGAUCCCCUUAAACAGUACCAUGGUGUUACUGGACAAAAGACGAGAACUAGCAGAGGUGGAAGCAGCUCUUGCUGCUCAAAAGGAGGAGUUCAAGGUGAAAAUGAAACUGAUCAAGCAGAGAAGAGAGGAAUUAAACAAAAAGGAAGAAGAACUGAAAAAAUCAUUUGCAAAAUUUGAUAAGUUCUUGAGGGAAAAUGAUGCCAAGCAAAGCAGAGCAAAGAGUAAAAUAAGUAUUGAAACUGAUCUAAUAAAGCAAAAAGAGAAGGAUAUUAUUCUAUUAAAUAAUGAACUAAAUGACUUUAUCAUUAAGAGGAAUAGACUCAAAAAGAAAGUGGAGUCAUAUGCUGUUUAUCCAAAAUUCUUGAAGAAAGUAAUCAAAAUGUCAAAUGAGUUUCAGGAUAUAAGAAUGGUGAACAUUCGUUUUGAAACUUUGUUUAUUACACAUAAUCUUCUAAUUACAAAGUACCAGGAAGAUCAAGAAAUCAUUAAGACACUUAAAUCGAAUCAUAAUAACAUCAUGAAGGAAAAGGAGAAUGAAAUUAUGAUGUAUCACAACGCCCUCGCUGCAUUAACACAUCAAUUAGAAGCAGCCAAAGCUAAAACAAUAAAAGGGGAAUCUGUAUGGGCACAUAUUCAAAACACAGCAGCCAGAAGAACUCUUGUCUUGGGUAUGAUAAAAAUGGCAAUUUUUAACCUUUAUAUGUAUGUAAGAAAAGCAGAAAUGAAACUUGGCACUUUAGCAGAGGACACAGAUAUUCAGCUUCAGGUGGUUCAACAAAACAUCCUCGAAUUGCGUGAUAUUGUAAACGAUCUGAAGAAAAGUUUAGAGAUUAGUUAGCUCACCUUCAGUUGUAAUAACAUAAUGGAGGAAUGUAACAUUUUAUGGUUAUAUUGCUUAGUAUAGAAGUACUACAGAAUUAAUUAAUGAGAAGUUUUACACUUGUCUAUUGUGAUAAUAAAUGUAUGCAUAUGUAUAUAUAUGGCAUAUAGGUACAAGUCAAACCAUUGCUGAAGUACUUCUGAAAUUCAAAUCUACAGAAGAUCCACUACCUGUGCUAACUGUGCAAAAAUUACAUUUGGGGAAUCUCCUGAACAGUUUGCAGAAGAGGGAAUAGCAUAUUCACUGUUAAUAGAUGUGCUAGGUCUCAUUGGAAAACGUGGAUAAAGAAAAACAUAUUAGAUCUCAACAUUGGGGAUUUGACACUGAUGCCUUGAAUCCCACUAAGAAUAUGGCCCUGUUGCUAAUGCCCAGCAUUCAAUAUUGACCGUUUGAGGUUUCAUUUCCUAUCAGCCUGAAACCCAAAGUGGAAGAUAUUUUCUGGUUCUGCAAGUGAGUCAUUCAUGUUUGUAAAGAAAAGGCUUCUGCAUUUGUAUCACUCAACUAAAAACAACUUGCAUUGCUCCUUUGACUGCUCAAUAAGAAUCCAGUAAGCUCUUAAACAUCACAUACUGUAUCAUUAAUUGGUUGGAUACAAAUACACUUAGGCUGCAGUUUUUCCAUAAGAGUGUAUCUGCCAGUUAAGCACAUGGUAAUGGAUCACGGUAAGGGAGCACGGGGAAGCUACCUGACAACAGCUUUAAAGAAGGCAAAGUAGUUCAGUUCAUCUGGCUUGCUUUUAAUUGGUCCUCUUAAACAAGUUACACAUUCUUGAUAUAACAACAGAAAAUACUAGAAAUACUCAGCAAAUCAGGCAGCAUUUGUAGAAGGAGAAAAAUAUAAUUAAAAUUUCAAGUCAAUGCUUUUUCAUCAGAACUCGAACACAGCACAAAUUCAAGUUCUGAAGAAAGGUCAUUGACCUCAAAUGUUAAUUCAUCCCUCUGUACCGAUUCUGCCAGACCUGCUAAGUAUUUCCAGCACAAUUUUUUUUCAUUUUAACAGCAACUGCAAUAUUUUGUUUUUGUACAUAUUCUUGAUGUUGGAACCUUCUAUAAAAAUUGUAAAGAAAAUGGUUGACUUUCUAUGUUUUGUAUAUAAUUGUUUGUAUUAAUUGCAAUCUACUCAAUUUGAAAACUGACAUUUAUGCAGUAUGACAAUUAGUUUAAACAAUAACCAGUGAUAGAACUAGGGAUUACCUGGGUUACCCAGCUCGUCCAAAUUUGUAUCAUUGAUUAAUGUUUAUCUGGUCCUGGAAUUCAAAUGUAUAAAUGUAAAAUGUGUAUGAAAAAGUAUUCCUUCUCUCAUUUCCAAGUAGAAAGUCUGGGUCUAGAAUUCAAUGAGUUAGAGUCCUAUGCUUCUACAGGUCUAUUUCAAAUUUCCAAAUGCACCAGUGUUUCACUUGGGAUUUGUAAAAUUGGCACAACACAACAUGGAGCUAACAGGCAAAGAGUUCCACGUUUACCUGAAUGUGAAGCUGGGAGGAACAAAAGUGCAUCUCCCAGGUCAUCAAACUGCCACCCCAAGGAAAUCCACAUGCUCAUCAUUGUCAUGCCAGUUUGGAUUUGAUGUCCCUUGCAAAGUCUGAUCUUUUCACCAAUGAGGCAUUUACUUAUUCAAGCUGCAGCAGGAUAAUCUUGCUAGACCCAGCAUGGCUUCAUGUUAAUAAGAUCCAAGGCUGAGGGCAACAGGAACCUCUCCAUUCUGACAGUGAUUGUACUUUGCCUUUUUUCAAUGACCCAAAAUAGCUACUCUUAAAUUUAUGGACCUUAUUUUGUUGUUGUCAAAAUGGCCUGGAUUUUGCAAUAGUAAUUAUAAUGAAAUCAAUUGUUCAUUGUCAUUACUUCCCUGAAACUGCCAGCAAUUUCAGGAGUCUGCGUAUAUGCAGUUUAAACAGGAAAUCUGUAAGUUAUUGUGCUUCAUCAUAAGCGAAGCUGUUCAACUUCUUACAGGCUGCAAUUAGUUAGAAGUCACUAAACAUUGCUAUUUUACUACCUGAUUUGCAGUCUGAGAGAUUUCUUCAAUAUGAUUGGCUGUUUACCUUACUUUACAAUCACUAUUUCUAGAUACAACAGCUCAAAAUUAACAUCAAGAAGGGCAAAAUCAAUUCCACAAAAUUACUAGACUUUUAAGGAUAGCUUCCUUCAAGGUCAAUGUUAAGCACAACUGCUUCAUCACUAAUGGCAAAAUCUGGGUCAUUAUGUUACAUAGUUUUUAAAGUCAUUUGUUCUGUGAAUUUAAUAUGCAGUUUGUUUACUUUUAAUAAAUGUUAUCACCUGUUAACAUUCCAGGUACAGUAAAAUCUUACUGUUGAGUAUUUGCCAUUUUUCAGUUUGCUUACCUGAGCAAAACUUAUUCUACAUUUUUUCACCCACUGCAAGUCCAAUUUUUGCUAAUCCAUUAAGUGAAAGAAAAAUAAUUAAAACAAAACUUACAUCCUGCAGUAGACAAUGCAUACUGCACAGUGUCAUGUUCGCUAUUGGCAAAAUAUACCAUUUGAGGAAUGUAACCUCUGCAAACAGCAGGAUUUUACUGUAAUUAAAACUGAAAUUGUUAGAGAAACUUGGCAGAUCUGGCAGCAUCUGUGGAGACAAAACAGGGUUAACAUUUGGAGUCCUGUAAUCUUUCUUCAGAACAUGCAGAACAGGAUCACUGGACUCAAUGUUAACUCAGUUUUCUCUCCACUGACGCGGCCAGAACUGCUAAGUUUCUCCAACAAUUUGGUUUUGUUUGUUUCAGAUCUUCAGCGUCUGCAUUUCUUUGUGUUACUUUACUGAAACUACUUUGAACACUGCAUAGGGCAUUAAUACUGCUGGGUUAAUAUUAUGCAAAGAUAAUGGAUGUAAAAGUUAAAAGCAUCACACAGACUGCCUAAGAAUUCAAUUUUAAAAAGCCACAAAAAUAAAGUUGUAUAUAUUUAAUAAAGAAACCAAUUUCAGUAUUGUAAUAUGGGAUUGAUUAUUUGGAAAUAAACUGAAUUCUUCAUAAAUAAACUGAAUCCUUUGUACUGUAUAAUUUUAAAAUUUUAUUUCUAAAUAGUGGCAUGGUGUGUAAUUUUACUUUGUGCAAGUAAAAUUUCAGUUGUUUGAAAAUUAUUUUUUUUUAUUUUGCCAUGUUCUCUAAUAGCUCACCUACGAUAAAUGAAUUCAUGUCUAUGAAGCAGUUUGCAACAUUCCAAAUACAGGAAAACAUUAUGCGGAAGCCUUUCCACAUACCUUAGCUUGAAC
This is a messenger RNA of Rhincodon typus (whale shark), 4331 nucleotides long. Its product is annotated as coiled-coil domain-containing protein 42 homolog. The coding region runs from base 157 to 1068 and encodes 303 amino acids. The transcript is spliced from 7 exons. The record is from RefSeq and is a predicted model, not a curated record. Lineage: Eukaryota; Metazoa; Chordata; Chondrichthyes; Orectolobiformes; Rhincodontidae.